UGCAUGAGAAACAGCUGUGCAUAUCUGUAAAAGGAACUCACAAAUAUUCCAAAGGAUAACCCAGCGGGAACAUUGUAGAUUAUAUCUAAUACCGACCAUCUGGUAUCCAAAUAUUUUUCAUUUUAAUGAGAAAAAAGUAAAAUCUACAAAAGAAAAGGAACCCUGUAUUAAGAAUUCAAAACGUUUGUUAACUCGAUAUGAGACAUUACAUUGAAAACUCUAGAGGUCCGAGAACAUAAUUUAAAUUGUUACUGAACAUGCCUGACGAUUGGAAAUCGACGUUGCAUUUGGGCGAUUUUGAUAGAGUUUGCUCGAGACUGCAGUCCUCUAAAACCCAAGGAUUGACGAGUUCGUUGGCAAAAAAGCGACUACUUUUGAAUGGAAAGAAUAAGUUCACGUUGCCGGAACGGCCAGAAUCGAAGUUGAGGAAAUUUUUGAGAAACUGCUUUUAUGGUUUUGGAAUUUUAUUGUUCAUAAGCUUGAUAUUCUGUUUCAUUUUGUAUCAUCUGAAACUGCAGUCACCGCAUGAGGAACACGAUCCAGAAUAUUGCAUAAUCGGCGUACUUUUAUCAAUAAUUUUCCUCAUAUCGGGUCUGUUUCGUUAUCUACACGACAAUGACGAUUAUGGCGUGGUCUUGGCUUUCAGGGAUCUGAUGCCCAUGUAUUGUACAGUACUCCGAGAUGGACGCAAGCAGAUAAUUCGUUCGGAAGAUGUUGUUUUGGGUGACAUUCUACUGAUCAACUAUGGGGAACGCAUUGCGGCAGAUGUUCGAUUCUUUAUCGCGCGCGAUUUGGAAGUGAAUAAUGUGGCCCUCACCGGCUAUUCGGUGCCCGUGAUAAUUUGUCCAGACCAUAUCAAUAGGGACAAAUGGGUGGCUCGCAAUGUGGGCUUUGCCUGCAGUCAUGUAACAAAGGGCUAUGGCGAGGGUUUGGUCAUAGCCUGUGGCAAUGAUUCGGAAGUCGGGAUUAUGGCGCGGCUGAGCAUGGAACCUCGUCCCCGCAGCAGACCCCGUAGGCAUAUUAAAGAGGUCACGUAUUAUACACAUAUCGUGAGCAUAUUGAUGUUUUUCAUUCUGCUUUGUACGAUUUCGGUGGAGGGCCUGACCUUCCAGAUGUUGAUAGAGUUCAAUGUGAGCCUGACGAUUUCCUUGGCGCCCUUGUAUCUGCCCACCCUGAUGUACUUCGGCCUGUGGCAGACGAAACGUACUCUGCUCGAGAGUGGUUGUUAUGUUCGAAACAUGGAGGCUGCCUCUACGCUGGGCUUAACGACAGUUAUAUGCAGCAGUUUAUUUGGAUCCUUGACAGUGCGUAGCUGGACAGUCUCGGAGCUGUUUGUCGAUGGUGAACUCAGCAAUGCCGAACACCUCCAUGUAGCGGAUCUGAAUGAGCGUGUUCUGGAGCUGGUACGCGUUUCAGUGCUGUGUAAUCGGGCCGAUUUGACUCCCGGCCAGAGGGGCGUGCCGCGUAUGAUGAAGACUUUGGACGGAACCGACUAUGAAAAGGCUUUGCUAAAGUUUGGCAUGCGCUUCUUUUCCAGCAUUUUGCAGUUGCGUCGCCAAUAUAAGAUAUUGGCUAGCAAACCGUACGACACGGUGUCCCAUAUGCAGGUGAGCGUACACCGAACCGUGGACGCUAAUGGAGAAAAAAACUAUUAUCUUUUCGUGAGAGGCUUCUGGAAUGUGGUUCUUGGUUAUAGCAGCACUUGCUAUGUCAAGAAUAAGCUGGUGGAACUGGACGAUAUUCAUCGAGAUACCAUUGUUGAUACUGUCAUUAGGCUGAAGAAGAUAGGCCGGCACACAUCUGCAUUUGGCUCUAAGGUGUUGAGCCCUGAUGAUCAAAUGCUGUCGCUGAUCUCGAACGGUUUUGCUAAUAAGGAGAAGAGGUCGUUUGACAAAUUCAUGAAACUAUACUGCAACUCUCUGUGCUUUCUGGGCCUAAUAUCCAUAUUCAAUCCGCCCAUUUUGAAUGUGAGAAAUGCGGUGGAUCGUUGCCGCUCGGCUGGCAUCAAACUGGUGCUACUGACCCGUGCCGAACUAAGUUUCGCUCGAGCGAUUGCCAAAACUGUUGGUGUCAUUGGCCAGGAUAGCGAAACCAUUGAAGAUGUGGCGGCACGCCUCAACAUACACGAGUCGGAGGUGAAGCGCAGCAUGAUAACUGCGGCUGCAAUCAACAUGCAGAACUGGCAAAAGAAGCUGCAUCAUCAGCGCUGGGACACACAGCAAUUGCUAAUGGCCCACGUGGAUCUGGUCUUUGCCGACAUUGCUGUCGAGCAGCGCUACAUGAUUGUCGAUGUGUGCCAACAGCUGGGCGCUGUGGUCACCGUGAUCGGCAGCUCUGUGCAUGAUACAGCCGCCAUUCGACGUGCGAACAUAGGCGUUGCCGAGUGCGCCUCCUCGCAUGCGAGCCAAUCCUCAGCCGAUAUUAUUCUGUUGGAGCACAAUUUCGUAACGCUGGUUAAUGCCAUUGCGGAGAGCCGCCUGCUGUUCGAGAAUAUGAAAAAGGCUUUGGCCUAUGCCCUGUCCUCGAAUAUGGCUGUGAUUAUGGUGCACUUGUCAUUUAUUGUGUUCUUGAUUCCAUUUCGACUGUUUCUGAUCAUUUUGCUGCUCAUUGAUAUUUUUGUGAACGCGUUGCCUGCGCUGUCGCUGUUCUAUGAGCGUCCCGAGGUAGAUCUCAUGAAUCUGAAGCCGAAAGUCUUUGACGACCAUCUGAUCAACAGACGCCUGAUUUUUGUGGCCUACGUACAAGUGGGCAUCAUUGAAGCCAGCGCCGUGGUAAUCACCUAUUUUGUAUACAUGGCAUAUAAUGGAUUUCUGCCCAGGCAUUUGAUUGGUCUCAGCGUGGACUGGUACGAUGACUCCGUCAAUGAUUUGGUCGACUCCUAUGGGCAAGAAUGGACUAGAGCGGCUCGCAAGCAGCUCGAAUAUGAGAUUGCCUCGGUUGUUUUCAUCACCUUGGUGAUAAUGCAGUGCAUCAAUUUAAUAUUGACCAAAACCGGACAUGCAAAUCUCUUAAAACAUGGCUUUGCCAAUGUUCGUUUGAAUAUUGCCGUCGUUUAUAUGGUCUGUCUUGGCUUUCUGUUCACAGUUCUAAAUAGUCCAGAAUAUUUGCGAAUUUCGCAUGUGCACUAUACACCGGUAUUCUGGCAUAUUUUUCCACUGAUUGUGUUGAAUAUAUUUCUAGAGACCGCUCGUCGUUAUGUAUUCAGACAUUUUCCCGGCAGUUGGCUCGAGCAGGAGAUGUUUUACGGAUAUUUAUAGAUUAUUGUUCUCCAUACAUUUACAAGAUCGAACAACGACCGAUUUAUCUGUCAGCUAAAAUAAAUCAAUGUAUGAAAGCGAAAACUAUUUUAGUAUUAUA
Molecule: messenger RNA, 3357 nt
Organism: Drosophila virilis
Lineage: Eukaryota; Metazoa; Arthropoda; Insecta; Diptera; Drosophilidae
Product: sodium/potassium-transporting ATPase subunit alpha
Biological process (GO): potassium ion import across plasma membrane; proton transmembrane transport; sodium ion export across plasma membrane
Cellular component (GO): plasma membrane
Molecular function (GO): P-type sodium:potassium-exchanging transporter activity; nucleotide binding
Source: RefSeq, a predicted model, not a curated record